Molecule: messenger RNA, 1371 nt
Organism: Colletotrichum truncatum
Lineage: Eukaryota; Fungi; Ascomycota; Sordariomycetes; Glomerellales; Glomerellaceae
Source: RefSeq, a predicted model, not a curated record
AUGCAAGUGGUUUCUCCAAUGGAUAUCCCAGGGGAAACACGUUCGAGAUAUCUCCUCACAGCCUCCUUCAACAGAUAUCAGCCGCGAGCGACACCCGCAAACCGUCGUCGACAACGUCUUUUUACCCGUCUCGCCAUUAUAACCGUAGUUGUUAUCCUCUUCCUGGUUUUCGUUUGGCCAGGCGCGUCGCUGACUUCAAUCGUCUCUCUCGGUCUGUUGUCUGCUAGCGAUGAGUUACAAUUAGAAACGGUGCGAUACUACGACCUCAGCAAUGUGCAAGGCACCGCACGUGGCUGGGAGCGCGAGGAGCGUAUCCUUCUCUGUGUGCCUCUAAGAGACGCCGAGCCUCAUCUCCCUAUGUUCUUCUCCCAUCUGCGCAACUUCACGUACCCUCACCAUCUCAUCGACCUUGCCUUCCUCGUUUCCGAUUCCAAAGACCGCACUCUCGAGGUUCUUUCUAGCAUGUUGGAAGAGAUCCAGGCCGACGAAGACGCUAAGCAGCCGUAUGGAGAGAUCUCCAUCAUCGAAAAAGACUUCGGACAAAAGGUCAAUCAGGAUGUCGAGAGUCGCCAUGGCUUUGCUGCACAGGCAAGCAGGAGAAAAUUGAUGGCGCAAGCCCGUAAUUGGCUGCUUAGUGCAGCCCUGCGACCCUACCACUCUUGGGUUUACUGGCGUGAUGUCGACGUGGAGACAGCCCCGUUUACUAUCCUAGAAGAUCUAAUGCGGCAUAACAAGGAUGUGAUUGUACCUAACGUUUGGCGUCCAUUGCCAGACUGGCUCGGGGGUGAGCAGCCGUACGACUUGAACUCUUGGCAAGAAUCUGAGACUGCACUGGCCCUCGCCGACACCCUGGACGAGGACGCCGUGAUCGUUGAAGGCUACGCCGAAUAUGCUACGUGGCGUCCUCAUCUUGCAUAUUUGCGAGAUCCCUACGGCGACCCAGACAUGGAGAUGGAGAUUGACGGAGUAGGAGGUGUCAGUAUAUUGGCCAAGGCGAGGGUCUUCCGGUCAGGUGUUCACUUUCCGGCUUUCAGUUUCGAGAAGCAUGCUGAGACGGAAGGAUUUGGCAAGAUGGCGAAACGGAUGGACUACUCGGUCGUUGGCCUGCCCCACUAUACAAUUUGGCAUCUUUACGAGCCAAGCGUUGAUGACAUUAAGCACAUGGAGGAAAUGGAACAAGAAAGGCUCGCGAGAGAAAAAGAAGAGGAAGAAAAGGCUGAGAAGGCCAAGAAGGUCAAAGAGCAGUUUGGAGAUGCCAGCAGCCAAUGGGAGAAGGACAAGUCUGACAUGCAGAACCUUGCGACAGAGAAUAAGAAGGAGAAGAAGAAGGAAAAGGAAGGCGAAAGUUUUGCGAAGAAGCCAGAAAGCUAA